Molecule: messenger RNA, 2709 nt
Organism: Notothenia coriiceps (black rockcod)
Lineage: Eukaryota; Metazoa; Chordata; Actinopteri; Perciformes; Nototheniidae
Product: otopetrin-2-like
Exons: 8
Coding region: 16-1845 (609 amino acids)
Biological process (GO): proton transmembrane transport
Cellular component (GO): membrane
Molecular function (GO): proton channel activity
Source: RefSeq, a predicted model, not a curated record
CGAUCGGAACUUCCCAUGAUAAAUAUUUGUUUGGGCUGCACUGUGCGUUCGGCGGCGCGAGAUAAUAAUGGCGUACAGGCCCAGUUUGGUCGGACAGACAUCAUGAAAACUGUAGCUCGACAAAUGUUCCGGACCUGCAACAAACUUUUCUCUAGAAAAACUCUAAAUGAUGUUGUGGAGGCCCAUCCAUCCAACAUGGAGACAGCAGCACAGAUGGACAACAUCCAACAUUUGACCAGUCCUUCCCAUAAUACCAGUGUUAGGGACAGCAUUCACCAUAUUGAGGCAGUGAUGGAGAGGGCCCACCAUGGUGGUGGAUGGCUCCUGUCUGGCAUUAUCUGCAUCAACAUCCUGAUCCUGGGCUGCGCUCUGGUCAGUGGAAGUGCCUUCAACAGUGUGGCCAUUACUGCUGUACACAGGCAAAUCUUCCUCAUCAUUCUCCUACUCCUCACAAUGUUGUGGAUGCUGUUUUACACAGUCUUCACCUCACGAAAGGAUGAGGCUGUUUCGUUCAGAGAUGGCCAUGCGGGGCCUGCAUGGCUCCGAGCUGGACUUCUACUGUUUGGAAUUCUCAGUGUCAUCAUGGACAUCUUCAAGAUUGCCACCGCUGUGGGCUACCUUCACUGCGACUCUGCUGUUAAAGUUGCAUUUCCUGUCGUCCAAGCUGUGUUUCUAUUUGUCCAGACAUAUUUCCUGUGGAUUCAUGUGAAGGACUGUGUGCAGCUACACACAAAUUUUACACGAUGUGGGCUUACUCUUACGCUUUCAACUAACCUGGUGGUAUGGAUGGCAGCCGUCACUGAGGAAUCUCUUCACCAGACUGACAUUCCUGAUCUAAACUACAAUGUCUCACAAAGGAUGUACAGAGCCAGCUUUGUCAAUAAGAAGUGUAAUUGCAGUUACUCGGCAUGCUACACCUUCAAAGAGGCCUCCUACUACCUGUAUCCCUUCAACAUAGAAUAUAGUCUCUUUGCUUCGGCUAUGGCCUACGUCAUGUGGAAAAACAUUGGUCGGCUUGUGGACGAUCACAGCCAUCACAAGAUCAAGUUCCGCAUAGGGGAUGUGUGUUUGGGACCUUUGACCGGCGUCCUCCUGGUGGUGGCAGGACUUGCAACAUUCAUAGUGUAUGAGGUGGACAUAGAAACAGGGGAUGUGAAGAAAACAGACAAGGCUCUGCUGAUCCAUUUCAUCAUGAAUAUAGUGAUAGUGAGCAUGAUGUCCCUCUCCACUGUGAUUGGCUGCAUCAUCUACAGGUUGGACCACAGGGAGCACGUAUCUGAGAAGAAUCCAACCCGCAGCCUGGAUGUGGGGCUGCUGGUGGGAGCCUCACUUGGGCAGUUCAUCAUCAGCUAUUUCACUAUCGUGGCAGUGGUGGCGACAGAAGCCAGAGGAUAUCUGAACGCCCUCAACCUGACCUGGGCCUUGCUGACAGUGCUACAGCUCGGCCUGCAGAAUUACUUCAUCAUCGAAGGACUCCAUCGGGAGCCCUUCCAUGGGAUGCAGGAAGCGGCUCUGCACACAAACGCUCAUGCUUUCCAGGAACGUCCAGAGAUUAUCAUUGUUCAGGAAAGCCAUAAGUCCAGCUACUUCCUGACUUCAAGCCGUGAUAAGCCUAGUUGGAAGAGAAGAGUACUAAAGGAAGUCUGUGCCUUUCUACUGCUUGCCAACAUUAUUCUGUGGAUCAUGCCCGCCUUUGGUGCUCGUCCCCAGUUUGAUCAUCCCAUAGAGAUACAAUUCUACAAAGUCUCAAUGUGGACGGCCAUUGUGAAUAUUGGACUUCCUUUUGGAAUCUUCUACCGUAUGCACUCUGUCGCCAGUCUCUUUGAGGUGUACGUAAUCUCGUAGAUGGACUUGUGUUUGGGAAUGCAGAGUAAUUUUAUAAACGUAUGAAUUUAAUGUCCAUUUUUAUUUAUCAAACGUAUACAUUGACCUUGUUAUAUUAAUAAAUAUUAUUGAAACAUAAAAUACAUGUCAUGUAUAACUUGUUGGCCAACAUUUAAAUAAAAAUAUUAAUUUGUAUUUAAGAUGGAUAUGCCUUUCAUAAUGUGCUGCACUUUACAGGCACUAGCAUUUAAAUGUAUUAUUUAUGACCAGGAUUUUGUAUUUUUCCUCAAAGGCACAUGGUCAAUUUAGCAAAGGACAGAGGUUUUUAUUUAAAGGAUCAAAAGAAACUGUCUGGACUGUAAACAUUACAAAUGGUUUCAACCCUUAUGACUUUUACCCUUUUUAAAGUACUAACUGCGUGUAACAGGUUUGUUUUGGGUAUAGAUAAUAUAAUUGCAUAUUAAUUAUGAUUAUGUAUUGAUUUGAUCCUUUUUAGAGGCUUCAAGGGGUACCCAGUAUUUCACAAGAACAUAUACUUUUACUGGUUGCUUGCUGGAAAGGGGCAAUAGUGCCUUCUAGUGGUUAUGGUCCAAAAUAUCUAUUUUUCACUUUAAACAAUUAAUAGUUUAGCAGUUAUGAUUCAGUGAGAAUUUAAGUUUUCUUUCAGUAUUGUUGAGACUCUACACUGUUGAUAAAGUCUAAAGUGUGACCUAGUAGUAGUUCACGUCUUUCCCAUUAAAGCACAGAGCUCAAGAAUGCAACCAACCCAACAUUCACAGAUGCAUAAUAAUAUAUAUUUUCAGGAUCAUUUACGUAAAAUACAAUUUUCAACAUCAAGCAUUGUAAGCAUAGCCGACCAGAUCCAAACAAAAACCUGGUCAUACA